This is a messenger RNA of Parnassius mnemosyne (clouded apollo), 1257 nucleotides long. Lineage: Eukaryota; Metazoa; Arthropoda; Insecta; Lepidoptera; Papilionidae. The record is from the annotation of a GenBank genome assembly.
AUGUCCGGAGGAAAUGUUGUUGUUUUUUUAAUUUGUUAUAUCGUGCUCGCCAAGACUCAGUACGAAGGUGACGGUUGCCGAAAAAAUGGUGUAGAUGGCACCUGCGUGCUUCUGAACAACUGCCAGUCAGCGAUUAACGGUGUCAAGAAUAAACUACCUCCGCAGAUAUGCACGUUCCGAGGUACGGACCCGAUAGUAUGCUGUGUUGAUUCUGCACCACCCGAACCCCCGGGAACCACUCUCAGACCACCUGCGCUCACAAAUUCUACUCAAAGGCCAAAGACCACCACGGAAGACGUAAUACCGGUAUAUAACUACAUGUUCGUCGACCCCAACAUGAAAUCUCAAGGUGGAUGUGAACCUGUUCCGGCAAAUUUAACCUCGCCUAGAACUGGUCAGAAGCCAUGGGAUAAAUGCAUCGAGUACCAGGAGAAGUUGGUAUAUCCCUGCGUGAAGGCCUCCUCCGGGGAGAACGCCCGCGUCAACCGUUGCACUCACAUCGCCGAACAACUUAUUGUCGACGGAGUCAACCCGGACCGAGCAGAGUUCCCUCACAUGGCUCUACUCGGGUUUGGCAGUGCCGUGAACGCACUCCAGUGGCAGUGUAGUGGCUCCAUCAUCAGCGAACGGUUUAUUUUGACAGCAGGUCACUGCACCUAUGCACGUGAACUAGGUCCAGUUACGUACGCACUGGUGGGCAUCCUGAGCAGUACUGAACACGUGGACAGCAGCCAGCGCUACAAGAUCGUGAGGAUCAUCAGGCAUCCCGACUACAAGCCGCCUAAGAAGUACAAUGAUAUCGCUCUGCUGCAAACGGAGGUUGAUAUGACCUUAAACGAGAAUAUAGUCCCGGCAUGUCUGCACGUCGACACCACAGCUCCUGACGAGCGCGCAUUAAUAGCAUCUGGGUGGUGGACAACCCAGAACGGGGGAUCCGGCGCGGAUAUACUCCAGAAGGUGAUUCUGCAAAAACUCUCGGACUCUGAGUGCACGCUGUUGUUCCCGCCAGCCCGGCUCAUGGAGAAUGGCUUCGACUCCAAGACACAAAUCUGUUGCCGGGACAAGCAUAAGUCGAAGGACACUUGCCAGGGUGGUGGUGGCAGUCCACUGCAGCUGAAGAACAAGAAGGUCCAGUGCAUGUACACAGUGGUGGGAGUGACGUCGUUCGGAAGGGCUUGCGGGUUCAUCGGGGAGCCGGGGAUAUACACCAAGGUGUCGGCCUACGUACCCUGGAUAGAGAGCGUUGUGUGGCCUUAG